AUGGAUCAAGGCCAUUAUUCCGCUGCACGUCAUGCUGCCGCCGGUGCUUCCACCUACUCGGCUCAGCAGCCCGGCCACGCCCACCCAUACGCCGCCUACCAACAUCACCCGCACUCACACCCUCACUCAUCCGUGAACCCUCACUCGCCUCAGGGUCAGCCACAGUAUUACCAGAUGAAUCCUGUGAGCCCAUCUCACCAUGCCCCGUCCAUGACGAGUCCCCGCGUACUUCCCAACUCAGAUCUCAUGCCCGGCCCUCAAUCGCCAGGAUCAGCAACCUCCUCCGCCCCAGGUCAACACGGAAUGACUGCACGAGAUGCCUCGCCCGCCGCCUCUGGAACCGGCACCGCAUCCACCGCUGCUUCAUCCUCCAAGCCCAUUCGAAGGCGAAUGCGCAUGAUCACAUCCUGCCUUGAAUGCCGCCGCCGCAAGCUCAAGUGUAACAAGUCACAGCCCUGCGUGAAUUGCAUGAAGUUUUCGCGCGAUUGCGUCUAUCUGAGUCCCAAACUCGACGAGGCCAGCCAGCUGCGUUUGACCGAGAUCAAGGAAAAGGUUGGCUCUCUGGAGCGCCAACUGGAGCGCGACGUCGCAAAGACAGCAUCACGCGCGGCCAAGCAGCAGAGUAUCCUCGCCGACGAUGUCGAAGACGAGUUCGCCGAAGAGCGUCACCUCGAGCCCACAGACAUGACGGCGCUCGACGUUACCUAUGACGAGGACGCUGAUGGCACGGACGAUGUCAUUGAUCUAGGAGUCCAGGUCGGUCGCAUGCGCAUCACGGAGAGGAUUGGUGGUUUAUCCAGACCUCGGAUAGCUGAAGAGAUCUCCGCCGGGAUAUCUGGCGGACCUCCCGGUUCUGGAGGGCCACCCGGACCUCCUUCUAUGGGAGGAGGUAUGGCAGGUAUGGGAGGCAUGGCUGGAAUGAUGGGCGCAAUGGGCGGGGCCGGACGUGGCGGCCCGCCCCGUGGUGGGCCACCGCCUGGAUAUCCCGGCUUUCCCGGUCCACCCCCGGGCAUGGAUGCCAUGUCCACCGUCAGCGGAGGUUCUGGCAACUCACUGCCUGACUUCUUGAAACCCAGCGAUUCUUACAUCCCACCUUCGAGUGGGUUUUUCUUCGGACAUGCGCCUGAGGCUCAAUCAUUAGAGUCAUUACUGCCGACUCGGGAAGCCGGAGACCGCCUGAUCCAGCAAUACUUCUAUGCCGUCCACCCCAUCGCCAGAUGCGUGCAUCGUCCGACAUUCGAGAUCGACUACCAGAACUUCUGGGAUGAUGUGUAUAGCAACUUUGAGCCGCGUCCAUCCACACAGGCUGUCAUGUUUGCCGCAUGGUUCAGCGCCGCCGUGAGCAUGGAUGAUUCGCUGGUAUAUCAGCUCUUCGGCGUUUCCAAAGCGUCCUUGAUUGAGAGACUGAAAGCUGCGACCGAGACUGCACUUGGAAAGGCCAAUUUCCUCAGGACCACAAGAGUCGAAACCAUGCAGGCUUUCGUCAUGUACAUGCUUCCGCUAUGUAGAGCCGAGGUUUCCCGGGCUCACUCUGUUCUGGUUGGCGCUGCCGUCCGAAUGGCUGAGUGCAUGGGUCUUCACAGAGAUGGAGAGACCUACGGACUCAAUCCCCUGGACACACAUGUGAGAAGGCUCAUCUGGCAUCAGCUAUGCUUCCUCGACAUUCGCACAUGCGAGGCUCAAGGACCGAGGCCAGCAAUUCGCCGCGAGGAUUAUGACACCAAACUUCCCCUGAAUUGCGAGGAGACCGACUUGUACGCGACAGGACCGCCUCCUGAGGGGGCAGAUGGUUGGACGUCAACACUGUUGUCCCUCAUUCGCUUCGAAAGCAACGAGAUGAUGCGUAUCGUUUGGCUGGAUCGUCGCAGGUUGGAAAGCCGCCGAACUACCCUUACCGCGGUCCUCACCAAGAUUGAGAACUUCCGCAAACGCAUGCUCGACAAGUACGAGCGUUACCUCGACGACGACGUUCCGAUACAACGGUAUGCCAGGUUGGUUAUGUACCUGCUGAUCUCUCGACUCCAUGUCAUGGUCCUUCACCCGUACCACGCCAACGCGAACAGCCCAAUGCCUCAUCGCCUCAACAAUCUUCUCAUCACGUCAGGCAUUAUGAUCAUCGAAAUCUCAAUCCGACUUGAGACUGAUGUGCCAUUCCACGAAUGGGCAUGGUACCUGGGCGCCUACCAACAGUUCCAGAUCGCCUUGCUCUUGGCCACUGAGGUCUACUACCGGCCGCAAAGCAGCGAAGCUCCGCGUAUCUGGAACUGUCUGGAUUAUGUUUUCCACACGGAUCAAAACGCACCACCCGAGGUCAAGGGCCUACAGAUCCUUGGUGAGAUCAUGAGCAAGACCGGCAUUUACCAGAGCAUGCGCAAGAUGCGUGCUCCUACUGGAACGUCCCGGGCAGCACCGGCCAAAAACGCGGUGGGCGUCAAGAACAACUCGGGGCCGUCGAUGCAACACUCUCCCCAACAGUAUCAACACAGCGCGCCGAUGGGUCUCAAGACAGAGGCCGGGAUGGCCGCCUCCGGCCUACAUCCACCGACACCGGUCAGCGGGGCUGGAUCUCCGGGCAUGGGAUCUCCGGGUGGCCCCCCGGGAGGAAUGGGAGGACCGCCUCCCAACAUUGUCUUUGCGGGUGUUUCCAACGGAGAGGCGCUGUGGAGCGUGCAGCCCGUCACCGCAGAGAGCCCCGAGAGCAGUUGCGACGGCGCGAGUGUUGCCGGCCACAGGGCGCAGGCGCCGAUGAACAUGGUCAACUCGCUCGAGGGCGUCGACUGGGACAUCAUCAACAAUCUCUUCCCGCACGACCCCAACACGGGCGAGCUGAACAUUUCCGGCUUCCACGACCCGACUCUCGGGUUGAACGGAUUCCACUGGGGCCAGAGACAAGGCCUCGACCUCCAUUGA
Messenger RNA from Colletotrichum karsti, 2910 nucleotides. Its product is annotated as fungal specific transcription factor domain-containing protein. The record is from RefSeq and is a predicted model, not a curated record. Gene Ontology annotation, molecular function: zinc ion binding; DNA-binding transcription factor activity, RNA polymerase II-specific; DNA binding. Lineage: Eukaryota; Fungi; Ascomycota; Sordariomycetes; Glomerellales; Glomerellaceae. The transcript has 4 exons. Gene Ontology annotation, biological process: DNA-templated transcription; regulation of DNA-templated transcription. The coding region runs from base 1 to 2910 and encodes 969 amino acids.